AUGCCAGACAAAAAAAUUAAGGGAGGCCAUAUGGCCAUCAUUGAGAACUGGUAUCAUCAGAUUCCGGCUUUUACCGACGUUUUUACCGAGGAAAGUUUCUACGUGUUUGUGGUUUGCUUCGUAUUGUCGACCAUCGCAGUGGUGUUAGUGCUAUCACGAUUUAUCACACUUAAACCGGUUGAUUAAAAUACUAUUAUUGGCUAGAUAUAAACAACAUUGAUUAUACCAGCGAAGAACUGUAAGCACUAGGUAAUAAAAUGUGUUGAAACAAGUAAA
This is a messenger RNA of Topomyia yanbarensis, 276 nucleotides long. RefSeq lists its product as uncharacterized. Lineage: Eukaryota; Metazoa; Arthropoda; Insecta; Diptera; Culicidae. The transcript has a single exon. Bases 1 to 186 code for a protein of 61 amino acids. The record is from RefSeq and is a predicted model, not a curated record.